GCGGCGUUCGGGGUUGUGUUUAUGGCGCUUCUGCUGGUCUGUGCCAUGUUCUGUCAAACCUCUGUGGAAUAAAAACAAAAAAAAAAAGUCUUUUGAGGAAACAGGCUGCAGAACAAGUUACCCGGCGCAGGUGUGUUAGGACCGGAUCGACACAUGCGUCUAAAAUCAACUAUUUUGUGAGGUGAUUCGUCUCACUGGGGGUCAUUCAUGAGUACGUCCGGCUCGGUGUAGCAGUCAUGGAUGACAUGGCCUCCGUGGGGAAAAUUAGUGCCUCCUCUGACUCGGUGUCCACCCUGAACAGCGAGGACUUUGUCCUGGUGUCCCGCCUCGGGGACGAGACCCCGUCCACUAAUAACGGCAGUGACGAUGAAAAAACAGGCCUGAAGGUGAUUUCUGAGGAAGGGGUCAGCUUUAAGAUUGUGGGGAACGGCAGUGAGCAGCAGUUGCAGAGGGAGCUCGAGGAUGUGCUGAUGGACCCAUCGGUGGCAGACGUGACUCCCGGAUCGGACCACGUGGGCGGGGGGGAUCUGAGCUACCCCACCACUGCGGCCCCACGUCAUCCCUGUCCCGCACCCCCAAAACUGGAGAUAGUCCUGCCCGUUCAUGGAGCUCAACAGGAUGACGGCUCGGUGAUGAGUCCGGGGACGCCGCUGCUGGACGAGGACAGCGUGGUGUUCAGUAAGCUGACGUACCUGGGCUGUGCGUCGGUUAACGCCCCCCGCAGUGAGGUGGAGGCACUGCGUAUGAUGAGCAUUCUCCGCAGCCAGUGCCAGGUGCCGCUUGACAUCACCCUCUCCGUACCUGGAGUAUCCGAGGGAACCGUCAGGUUGUUGGACCCUCAGAGCGGGACCGAGAUCUCUAACUACCCCAUCUAUAAGAUCCUGUUCUGUGUUCGGGGUCAUGACGGGACACCAGAGAGCGACUGUUUCGCCUUCACAGAGAGCCACUACAACGCCGAGAUCUUCCGUAUCCACGUCUUCCGCUGCGAGAUCCAAGAAGCGGUCAGCAGAAUACUCUACAGCUUCGCCACAGCCUUUCGGCGGUCGGCCAAUAAGGCGUCGCUCUCGGCUCAGGCUCCGCCCCUCACGCCGGACAGCGACGUUUUCACCUUCACAGUCAGUCUGGAGAUCAAAGAGGAUGAUGGGAAGGGCACCUUCAGUGCCGUGUCGAAGGACAAGGACCGACAGAGCUUCAAGCUUCGUCCUGGGAUGGACAAGAAGAUCGUCAUCUACGUCCAACAGACGUCUAACAAAGAGCUGGCCAUCGAGAGGUGUUUUGGUCUUCUCUUAAGUCCAGGGAAGAAUGUGAGGAACAGUGACAUGCACUUGCUAGACCUGGAGUCGAUGGGGAAGAGUUCAGAUGGUAAAUCUUACAUCAUUACAGGGAGCUGGAAUCCCAACACUCCUCAAUUUCAGGCUGUCAAUGAGGAGACGCCUAAAGAUAAGUUCAUGUACAUGACGACAGCGGUGGAUCUAGUGAUCACGGAGGUGGAGGAGCCGGUGCGCUUCCUGUUGGAGACGCGUGUGAGGGUGUGUCCUCCCACUGACCGGCUCUUCUGGCCUUUUAGCAAGCGCAGCUACACUGAGACCUUCUACUUAAAACUGCGACAGCUGGAGAGGAAGAGUAACACGGACACGCUGUACGAGGUCAUGAGUUUGGAGAGCGAGACCGAGAGAGAGAAGAAGAAAACGACGGCGAGUCCCGGCAUCCUGCCCUCCGCUUCACACGGUUCCAUGGCGCCCUCGCCUCCUGAGGAUGACGAGGAGGAAGAUAACGACGAGCCACUGCUGAGCGGUUCUGGAGAUGUGUCUAAAGAGUGCGCUGAGAAGAUUCUGGAGACGUGGGGAGACCUGCUGUCCAAAUGGCACAUGAACCUGGCUGUACGGCCCAAACCGCUCCCCGCGCUCGUCCGCAGCGGCGUCCCCGAAGCCCUCAGAGGGGAGGUAUGGCAACUCCUGGCUGGUUGCCAUAACAACGACCAUCAGGUGGAGGAGUACCGCACGCUCAUUACAAAGGAAUCACCUCAGGACAGUGCCAUUACUCGAGACAUUAACCGCACAUUUCCAGCACACGACUACUUUAAGGACACAGGAGGUGACGGUCAGGACUCGCUGUACAAGAUCUGUAAGGCCUACUCUGUGUACGACGAAGAGAUCGGCUACUGUCAGGGCCAGUCCUUCCUGGCUGCCGUGCUGCUGCUACACAUGCCAGAGGAACAGGCUUUUAGCGUUCUGGUGAAGAUCAUGUUUGACUACGGUCUCAGGGAACUCUUCAAACAGAACUUUGAAGACCUACACUGCAAGUUCUUUCAGCUGGAGAGACUCAUGCAGGAAUACAUUCCAGAUUUGUACUCGCACUUCUUAAGUAUAGGUUUGGAAGCUCACAUGUACGCCUCCCAGUGGUUCCUCACGCUCUUUACAGCCAAGUUUCCUCUCUACAUGGUGUUUCACAUCAUCGACCUGCUGCUGUGCGAGGGAAUCAGUGUCAUCUUUAAUGUAGCUCUGGCUUUACUCAAGACGUCGAAGGAUGACCUUCUGCAGGCCGACUUUGAGGGAGCUCUGAAGUUCUUCCGUGUGCCCGUGCCCAAACGGUACCGCUCCGAAGAGAACGCCAAGAAGCUCAUGGAGCUCGCGUGUAGCAUGAAGAUCAGUCAAAAGAAGCUGAAGAAGUAUGAGAAAGAGUAUCACACGAUGCGAGAACAACAGGAACAGCAAGAGGCCCCCAUCGAGAGAUAUGAGCGGGAGAACCGGCGUCUGCAGGAAGCCAACAUGCGUCUGGAGCAGGAGAACGAUGAUCUCGCUCACGAGCUGGUCAGCAGUAAGAUCUCGCUCAGGAAGGACCUGGACAACGCGGAGGAGAAGGCCGACGCCCUAAACAAAGAGCUCCUCAUCACGAAACAGAAACUGAUCGACUCGGAGGAUGAGAAGAGACGGCUGGAGGAUGAAGCGGCGCAGCUUAAGGAGAUGUGCCGCAGAGAGCUGGACAAAUCGGAGUCAGAGAUCAAAAAGAACGGCUCCAUCAUCGGAGAAUACAAACAGAUCUGCUCCCAGCUGAGUGAACGACUUGAGAAGCAGCAGACGGCUAACAGAGGAGAGCUGGAGAAGAUCCGGAUGAAGGUGGAGGGCUGUGAGAGGUGCAGCGUGCUCUUCAGUAAAGAGGGCCGUCUGAAGGCUCUGAGCGUUCCUAAAGAGCUGAACGAGGACGAGAACGACGAGGAGAAAGAAGCUCUGCAGGUGCAGCUCAGGGAGAUGGAGCUGGAACUCGCUCAGACCAAACUGCAGCUGGUGGAGGCCGAGUGCAAGAUCCAGGAUUUGGACCACCAUUUGGCUCUGGCGCUCAGUGAAGUGCAAGCGGCUAAAAAGACCUGGUUCAACCGAACUCUAACCUCCAUUAAGACGGUGACGGGAGCUCAGGGCAAAGAGACCACCUAAAAACCAUCUCUCUCUCUCGUGCUCCCCCUCUCUCUCUCUCUCUCUCUCUCUCUCUCUCUCUCUCUCUUUAUGGAUCAGUGUGGUGAACCUCACGACACCCAAACGAACCAUUUAUUUUUCCCUUUUUUGUAAAAAGAUCCAGAUCUUUGCAUAGAGAGAAAACAAAACACACAGAAUAUACUAAAGCAGAGGAGGCUUUAGCGCUAGGCUUUAUACUACUGACUCUCACACACACACACACACACACACACACACAUUAAUACCACACUCAAGCUACUGUUCUACUCCAGACUACUUGCACAAAAUAAACCCACAAACAUCAACAAACUAACAGCCUUCUUUUGGGAAGAAGACGAGCUUUUCUAAUUUCCGUUUGAUGAUGAAUUUCUGUGAGCUUACAUGAUUUAAUAUGUUAGACGUGUGUGUGUGUGUGUGUGUGUGUGUGUGUGUGUGUGUGUGUGUGUGUGCACUAAAGGAACCUUGUGCCAUUGACUGUGAGUGACCGUACACGACAGUGAUUUUCAUCAUGUAGGAAGAGGGACAAGGUAAAGAAGCACAUUUUUAUUUAUUUAUAUAUAUAUAUAUAUCUCAAAUAAAUAAAAGUAAUGGCACCCCUCUUUUGUUGGCGAAGUACACUAAAGAGAGGAGCGAUGGUCGGAGGGAAUGAAAAACGGAGACCUCUGUUGAAGAGAAGCAUCUCCUUUUUACCAUUAAAGCUGCCAUCAGUGAUUUUAUAAAUAUUCAUCAUUUAUAACAAGAUUCAUGUUUAUAACACAUUCACGCAGAGGCUCUGGAACCCCCGGGUUCUCGGACUGUACGUGGGGAGGAUAGCAGACUGGGAAAGUUUAAUCAAAGUGGACCACUAACAUCCAACCAAUCAGGAAAAAGUCUGCGUGCGAAGUCCAGUCAAGGAAAAGCUCCGCCCCUCUCGCAGGCAUGUUCUGAUGGUGCGAUUAGUUUUAAUCGGCGGGUACACCUUUACGCUCGCUGAUACACACAUUAAUGAGGGAACGCUAGCACGCUAGUUCCAUCCCUUUUUCUUAGCAUUAGCAUUAGCAUUAGCAUUAUCGUCGGUGGAUGCGGUCUCGUCAGAGAGCUGCGUCCUGAAGCACUUAUUUAGCGCGUGUAUGAGAGACAACGCUCACACACACUCUCACAGGCAUGCUUGUGCGUGUGCACGCGUGGGUGUGUGUGUGUGUGUGUGUGUGCGCACAUAAAGGCUGUGUAAAGAAACACUCUGUGGGUUUUUUUUUUUUUUUUUUAAGUUUUUGCACCUUACAGACAUAUUUAUAACAGAAUCUGUCUUGCUCAUGUCACAGGAAGCCCCUUUUUUUCUUCUUCUCUCUAAAUAAAUAGAUAGAUAAAUAAAUAAAUAAAAGCAGGGGUCAUUCCACGAGGCACUGGCGGAUUGUACAUAAGAAGCAUUAAAGGUUUUUGUUUGAAUGUAAUGUUUUAUUUUGUAUUUCUACUCCAUGGUAACGUUACUAAUGUUGCCUCCUUGUAUACGUCGCUUUAAAGUUCUGUCUUUAAUGUCAAACUGCUGUCUCUCAUCUAUUACAUGCCAAAAUUUAUCCUCGUCCAGCAUUAUUAUUAUUAUUAUUAUUAUUAUUAUUAUUAUUACGUGUGUCUGUAUGAACAUGGUAAUAGUGUAGCUGCAUUGUGUAUACUUCAUCAAUUUCAAUAUAAAGCUACCAAACACAAAUAUAUCGCCUGUGUGUGUGUGUGUGUGUGUGUGUGUGUGUGUGUGUGUGGAUUUAUUCUCUGCGUACGUGUUUAAGAAGGUAUUAAAGUGUGCACGUUGUUCAUGGGGUGUAGACGAGAAGGGGUUCAAAAUGAAAAAGGCACCGCGGGUUUACCCUUUCAUGCAGUCGGUUUCAAGACCAAAAAAAAAAAGACAAUAAAUCCAAAUGAAGUUUAAAAAUAAAUAAAUUAAAA
Molecule: messenger RNA, 5366 nt
Organism: Ictalurus furcatus (blue catfish)
Lineage: Eukaryota; Metazoa; Chordata; Actinopteri; Siluriformes; Ictaluridae
Product: rab GTPase-activating protein 1
Exons: 28
Coding region: 237-3431 (1064 amino acids)
Source: RefSeq, a predicted model, not a curated record